Messenger RNA from Cyprinus carpio (common carp), 5431 nucleotides. RefSeq names its product kinesin family member 28 (gene kif28). NCBI's taxonomy places the organism in Eukaryota, Metazoa, Chordata, Actinopteri, Cypriniformes, Cyprinidae. The coding region runs from base 403 to 3519 and encodes 1038 amino acids. The transcript is spliced from 23 exons. The record is from RefSeq and is a predicted model, not a curated record. Gene Ontology annotation, cellular component: microtubule; kinesin complex. Gene Ontology annotation, molecular function: microtubule binding; microtubule motor activity; ATP binding. Gene Ontology annotation, biological process: microtubule-based movement; cytoskeleton-dependent intracellular transport.
GGAAGUAUAUUGCUUUUAUAAUCCUACUUAUUUUGUAAUGGUGUUCUGCGUUCUUUACCAGCCCAAGUCAAAUCUGUAAAUCUUAAGUAUGUGCAAUAGCAGUAACAGCUAUGUUUGCCUUGGCAAUAGCCACUAAUAACCAGCUGUUGAAUACAAGAACAAGGAAUUGUUCAUCUAAAAAGUUGCCACAAUGACACAAAUGAGAAAAGAGCACUUCAUCUUAGCAUUAACCUCCAUUAUUAGAGCAUGGAGACUGGAAGUGAUCUUUAGAGAAGCCAAGGCUACUGUAUUAUUUAUCUUGCUGGGCCCUGGUAGAAAGAGAGAGUAACAAAGUGCUCAGGUUUCAGCCUGUCGCUCUGUCACUCAUUCUGUGUUUUCUGUGUCCAGUGUAUCCACGUGAGCAUGAGGGCAAGGGGAAUGGAAAUGGCCAGCAAGGACUGUGUGCAAGUGGCAGUCCGGGUCAGACCCUUCAAUAAGAGGGAGCGGGAUGCAGGCAGUCGCUGCAUUAUCUCAGUGACCAACAACAAUAUCAUUAUUCAGGACCCUCGCAAUCCGCAGAACAGCCGCACAUUCACUUUCGACUACACUUACUGGUCUCACAGUGGCUUUAGUAGGAAUAAAGAUGGUCUGUUCGUAUCUGAGGAGACAGGUGGGCGCUACGCUGACCAGGAGAGUGUGUUUCUGGAUUUGGGGCAGGGCAUCCAUGAUAACGCGCUGCAGGGCUACAAUGCCACAUUACUGGCAUAUGGUCAGACUGGAUCUGGGAAGAGUUACUCCAUGGUUGGUUAUGGUCCUAACAAAGGCCUUAUACCCACCCUCUGCGAUAGACUGUUUCAGUCUAUUAAAAGCAUGCAAGAUAGCAGGCAGUGUCAGGUGUUUUUCAGCAUGUUGGAAAUCUACAAUGAACAGGUUUUAGACCUGCUAUCGAAGACCAGCCGAUCUGCUGGUGGUCUUCGGGUGCGAGAGGACCAGCAGAGGGGUUUCUACGUGGAGGGGCUGAGGCGGGUGCCCUGCGACAGUGCAGCACAGGUGGAGCAGCUGAUGGAGCAGGGCACACGCACACGCACCACAGUGGCCACACACAUGAAUGCCAACAGCAGUCGCUCGCACAUGCUCAUCAUCAUCCAGCUCAAACAGAUCUUCUCAAAGGAGUGCAUCACCAAACAGUCCAACAUUUACCUAGUGGACUUGGCUGGUAGUGAGAGACAAAGGUCAUCAGGGUCAGAGGCCGACAGGCUGAAAGAGGGCACUGCCAUCAAUCUCAGUUUAACUACUCUUGGAAAUGUCAUCAGUGCUCUAGCAGACAUGGCUCUUGGGAAGAAAGUAGUUCACAUCCCUUAUAGAGACUCUGUCCUCACCAAAUUACUGCAGUCUGCUCUUGGUGGUAACAGCCGAACCGUCAUGAUUGCAACCUUGAGCCCUGCAGAUAUUUGCUAUGAAGAGUCUCUUUCUACUCUUCGAUAUGCAGAGAGGGCCAAGCGGAUCCAGAAUAAAGCUGUGGUGAAUGAAAGUCCCACAGAACGGCUAGUGAAGGAACUCAAGGCAGAAAAUGCAAAACUACUUUUGAGACUAAGCCGACUGGGCCAAGAAGGCCGUAAAGCUGAUGAUGAGACGAAGGAGCUGCGGCGAUUGUUGACUCAUAAUGAGCUGCAGAUUCGAGCCAUUCAGACAUUGUGGGAACAACAUCUCCAAGAGGCCCUAAAAGACUGGGAGACUCAGUAUGCAACUAUAACACAAGAACGAAGGAUGAUGCAGAUGCAUCCGUACAUAAUGAACAUCAAUGAGGAUGCACAGCUGUCUGGCGUCGUGAAGCUCUUCAUUCAAGAAGGUGAAUGGGAUAUUGGUCUGGCAGACAGUUCACCCGGAUCGCUCUGCAUCAGAGGUUUAGGAAUUCAGGAGAAACAUGCUGUUUUCUCAAACCAGCAAAGGAGAGUAUCAAUUACCCCUGUGUCUGGGUCAAAGGUCAUUGUGAACGGAGUGCCAGUAUCUAAGAGGAUAGAGCUGCAGCAUUUGGAUCGACUCGUCUUGGGUUCGAACAGCACUUACCUGUUCAUUGGCUUCCCCUCGGAGCGUUCAGGAGAGGACUGGAGUCGUUAUGAUUAUGAUUACUUCCAGUCUGAGCUGGCAGCGGCCGAGGGCUUCCAUAUUCAGUCUCUGUGUGACGAUCAGGGCCACCGGCCACACCAGCCUGACCCCAGUCUACUGGCUGUGUUUUAUGACUAUAUAAAGCUGAUGCCCAUGGUGACAGAAGCUAACCAAAUGAGUAAAGAGUUAAAGAAGGGAGUUGAAUUCAAAUUGGAAAUCAAGAACCUGGCAAUGUCAGACUCUAAGGGUCAUGACCUGGAGAAGGACAUUGCAGUGAGAGUGACAUCUGUGGAGAGCAAACAGGUUUGGAUGUGGUCCAAAGCCAGAUUUGUCAACCGUAAGUUUCUGAUGGAGGAGGUGUACCAGCAGCAGGUGGUAGGAGGAGAGGGGGCAGACCGAGCUCCACUUCCCAGGGACAAAGAUCCGUUCUGGGAUCCUGUGGAGCCCCUGCACCUGGGGAGCGCUCACCUGUGGCUGCAGUCCCUGGCGUUCCGCAUCCCUCUGGAGGAGCAGGUGGAAGUGGUGGGUCCGGAAGGAACAGAGGAGGCCAUACUGCAGGCACAGCUAGUGCCCUGCAGCCCAACAGGAUUGCCCCUGGGAGAAGACGACAUCCUUAUUGACCCGUCAGAGCUGCUUGGGAAACGACUGGACUUCCAGCUGGUUUUGGAUCAGUGUUGUGGCCUACGCUGGGUUAAAGAGGCCCGGAACCGAGGCGUGCAAAUCGGGUUUCAGGUAUUUGACUGCCCACAGCCUCUCUACACUCCAGCGGUGUGGCACAACGUGAACCCGCUCUUGGAUCACAGAAUCCAGUUCACUGCUCUGAGAACCUCUCAGGAACUGCUCAACUUCCUGCAGAGCAAUGCCCUGGUGCUGGAGCUGUGGGGCCUGCAGGAAGGCUGUUCUGAAUUAGUCUCCUGUAUGGAUGGAGUGAAGAUGACUCAAGAGGACAGCAUUAUUAUUGACAAGAUUAGUACAUCAGAACACUUGACUGCAGAAACUGGAGGCUCUGACCUCAGCUCAUCUCUCCGAGCCCUUCAUCAGGACUUGGAACAGCUGAGAAAUUCUAACGCAGCACUAAAGAAAGAAAACAGUUCUCUGAGAGAGCAACUCAGCUCAGCCAGAAAUGGUGUGGAGAAUAACCGCGGUCGGCAGGAACGCAGAGGCAGUCUGAGGCCCAGCUGUGAUGCUGAGUUUGCCAAAGCCUUAAAAGUGUUCUACCACAGCAUGACCUCUGUUAGGGGGCAACUUCAGCGGCUGCGCAGACACAAACCCAGUGAGGAAGCAGACCUGCUGGGUCUCAGAUUGUUUGUGGAUGAACAUACGUAUCUCCUGAAGGACUUUUCUGAACAGUUGGAACAGUGCGUCACCACUCUCAAACAGGAUGUGGCUGCCAUUGUACGUCGAAAACGAGAAAAGUCUGGGAUUUGGUCCUGAUACGCCUAUUAAAUCAAACAUGCUGCUGCAUGAACUUAAAAGACUAAAUCUUGAUUGAAGGUUGACAAAGUUAGAUUCAUGAAAUGUAUUCAUGGAAUUAAUGUUCUGUUUUGGUCUUCAGAGUGCAUUUAGAAUAGGACACUAUCUAUUAUUUUGAAACCGUUAAAUGUGGUAUGUACCAUGUGUUAAUGUUUACACAGUGUAAGAAUUGUUUGUAUACUGUAAUAUUCUGAUAACUCACUACAUUUGUAACAAUGUAUUCAAACAGAGUGCACUGCACUGAAUAUUAUAUCCCACAAUGCAAUGCACUCAACCAUUGCUACUGUGACAAAUGAACUACAGUGGAAGAAAUAUCAACCUUGACUUUUAAAGUUUUGACUCAUUUGUAGGGCUGGAGAUUGAUACAAAUGCAUUUGGACAUAUAUCAGGUACAGUACAUCUCAAAUGCUGCAAAUAAAGGGAACCCUGUCUGUUUGUACAUUACUGUAAUAUUAAAGGUUAAAAUUAACAACCAAUUUAUAUGCAAACAUUUAAAUUGUACAUUUUAGUUUUUGUAGUAAUAAUUUCUAAUGGUAUAAACUGGAUGUCAUAACUUGUUUUCAUGGUGUUUUUAUUUAAAUAUACAUUAAAUAUUGAAGAACAGGUUAUGUAAAAAUGUUAGUAUGUAAUAUAGUGCAUACAUUUAGUAAAAUUUUCCUCUCUAUAGUUCAUUUUUUUCUAGCCAACUGUCAAGUUUAUUGACAAAGAAUGGCUUUCCUGAGGUACUUGACAUUGUUUAUAAGCUGUUUUAUUGAUCCCUUUCCGAGGAUAAAACACAGAUUGAGCGUCAGGGUCCCGGGCUAGGCCCUCAGAAAUGGCCUAACUAUUGUAAAAAAAAAAAUGCACAUUUUUUAAUUUUGGUUAUUUUAAUUACAAAACAAUUAUUUCAUUAAAAGUCAGCGGUUCAAUUUUAUUGUAGCAAUUCAUAAUUUAAGAUUGUGUUGGAGUGUGAAGGGUUAAACGAAGCAACUUUACUCCCUGUUAAAAUUCUUAGGCCUAAAUUAGAGGGCCAAGAGACACUAAUUUUCAAAUGAAAGCUAAAUUGACCAAUCAUAUCUUUUCCCUAAAUGGGUGGGGGUUAAUAUUACUAACAUUAACAUUUUUUGACAAGUUUAGUCAGCUGUGAAGAACACUUUAGAAAAAAAAAAGUUUUGGAGUUAAGGGCCACACUGCACUUUUCGGUCCAUUGAGUGAAUUGAAAGAACAUAACUUUUAAACUGCAGCGCUGCGGGAAAGUGGAGUAGAUUGUGUGGGUUUAAAUUUUAAAAGACGCUGCAGAGCGUGACGUCAUAUUACGACCGUUGCAGCGUACGAAGAAUUUUUGCAGCACAAAUAGGAAAAGGAAGACAUAACUUACUUCAGAGCUAUAUUUGCUGCAUAAAACCACAGCUUUUAAGAGCCAUUUCAGUCCCAGCACUUACACUUAUUUCGAUCAUCAAUGGGUAAGUUAUUUCAAAUCUUAUCAGGCCGCCGUCCCGACUGAUUGUUUUCUGUCCGCCGCUGCCAUUGUUUUGUAAGUUACAUGUUAAUGUUUAUUUGGGAAAACAGUAAUUUUGCAUGAUUAGUGGUCAAAUCUAUAGAUCCUUACACCUUUUUGCUGUAAUUAUGCACAAUAAUGAUUUUUUUUUUUUUGUCCGUUACUUAUAGGCCGCGCCAAUCUAAUGAUAUUAUCAGCAAGUAAUAUAUAUUUAUUUGAGCAUUGCUUGUUUGUGGUCGUACUAUGCUGUUUAAUAAGGGUGCUCCGAUUUGUAACAAACACAUUUUUAAUUACUCAAGAAAUUAAGUUGCUCCAACUGAUAGAUUUGUUGGCCUGGUCUGGCACAGCACCAAUUUAUAUGACCUUUUUUCAGUUGGAAUCCACAGCUAUCUUAUU